Molecule: messenger RNA, 1513 nt
Organism: Pygoscelis adeliae (Adelie penguin)
Lineage: Eukaryota; Metazoa; Chordata; Aves; Sphenisciformes; Spheniscidae
Product: complement receptor type 2-like
Exons: 12
Source: RefSeq, a predicted model, not a curated record
AUGAAGGUAGGAGAUGCCGUCACCAGUAUUCCCUGUUCACCACCACCUGUGAUUGAGAAUGGGCAGCUCACCAGUGGGGACAGAGAGUUCACCUUUGGCGUGGCUGCAACCUACAGCUGUAACAAAGGUUUUGAUCUUAUUGGAGAUGCCACAAUUCACUGCACGACGAACGAUAACUUCAAUGGAAUAUGGAGCAGUCCAGCCCCUGAAUGCAAAGUGGUCAGAUGUAAAAGUCCAGAAGUGAAAAAUGGGAGAAAGCUAUCUGGCUUUGGCACUGAGUACAAGUAUAAAGAAACAGUGACCUUUGAGUGUAAUCCCGGUCACUUAUUGAAUGGUAGCAGCGUAGUUACUUGUGAAGCAGACAAUACCUGGAAGCCACCUCUGCCAACAUGUGACCCGAGACAGCAAUGUACUCCACCCACAAUAGAGAACGGGGAUGUGAUUGCAGACAAUUUCCAGUUUGAGACGGUUGUGACAUUCACCUGUCAUCCUGGGUAUGAAUUAAAGGGGUCAUCUUCUGCCAAAUGUGUGGUAUCAGGAAAUGGAGUUGAUUGGGAUACAGCAUCUCCGUACUGUGAAAGGCAGCCUUCUCACAUUCUCUGUGAAGAGCCCCCCACGGUUAACAAUGGGAUCCACAACGGCACAAAGGGCACAGACUUUGUCUAUGGCUCCACUGUAGCUUAUAAAUGCAAUAAUGGCUUCACCCUUGUUGGACCGGCCUUUCUUCAGUAUGGAGCGAACAUGAUCAUUGUUGUGACCCAACGCUUCUCUCGAAGUGGUGAAGCUUUCAGUGGGCUGAAAGCCCCGGGAGGAACCCAGCUGGGUGGGCGCUCAGGGGCAGCGGAGCUCGUCCGCAGCCCCCUGGGAGCUGCAGUCUGCGCUGGGGACCGGAGCAUGGUGCUCGCCUUCGCCCUCCGCCUCCUGGGCAGCUCCGCUUUGCUCCUGGCCACCGUGGCUGGGGCUCAAGAGGUGAUGUGUCCGCGGCCACCAAACAUCGCCAACGGGCUGCACAGCGGACAGUCCCUGGACAAGUUUCCCCUGGGAGUGACCGUGUACUACGGCUGCAAGGAUGGCUAUGAGCUGAUUGGGAACGUGUCCAUCAACUGCACGGAGGCCGGGCUGUGGAGCAAGCCCCUGCCCCGCUGUGAAGCAACUGGCUGCGAAAUACCCGAGGUGCAGAAUGGGAAGGUCUAUGGGCUGCAAAGCACCUACAAAGCUGGAGAGACUCUUCACUUUGCCUGCAACGCCGGUUAUGCCGCAGAGGACACCUACGAGAUUCAGUGCCAGCCGGGGGGGACCUGGGAUCCGCCAGCGCCCAUCUGCGAGAGGGUCCGACCAUGUCCCAUGCCUCCGGGGGUUCGCAACGGAAAUCACAAUGGCCAGGGCAAAGCAGAUUUUACUAUGGGAACGUCUGUAACAUACACCUGUGAUCCCGGCUACUACCUGGUUGGAAAUGCCGUUGUGUUUUGCAGAGCAUCAGGGAACUGGAGCCAGCCCGGCCCUCGCUGUGAAG